Molecule: messenger RNA, 2340 nt
Organism: Coccinella septempunctata (seven-spotted ladybird)
Lineage: Eukaryota; Metazoa; Arthropoda; Insecta; Coleoptera; Coccinellidae
Gene: Six3
Product: homeobox protein SIX3
Exons: 2
Coding region: 424-1860 (478 amino acids)
Biological process (GO): regulation of transcription by RNA polymerase II
Cellular component (GO): nucleus; transcription regulator complex
Molecular function (GO): DNA-binding transcription factor activity, RNA polymerase II-specific; RNA polymerase II cis-regulatory region sequence-specific DNA binding
Source: RefSeq, a predicted model, not a curated record
AGGCAGACGCCGAGAGAGAACCACUUUACCCAUCAUUUCUGUAUAGUCAGAUACACGGUUACAAAAGCCCAACUUCAAACGCUACAUAUCAAAGUGAUAUUCGCCACGCCCGCCGCUAGUAUUCACUCCCCACCACCGGGUUCCCAUUGGGUGGGCCUAGGACACGACGGCCAAUGGUUUGAAGUAACGUAUCCCCACUUCGAUGUAAGUCAGGAGUCCCAUACUCUGUUAUGGUGUAGUGUCGGGAUUGUUGCGUUAGUUUUAAACGGUAUACGCGGUUGUUACCUUCGUUGCAAGGUAUGUUUCUGACUGUUCCGUAGUGAUAUAUUUAUAUUUGUUUAAUGUAAAUAUAAAACUGAUCGGCGUCGCUUGUUAUGAAUUGAUCUAGCGGUCGUGUAAGAAGUUAUCAACCUGGCUGCUCACAUGGCUUUAGGACUGAGCUCCGGUAGUUCCGGGGCCCAUUCUGACGCCUCUUCGUCCCCGGGGAUCAGCGUCCCUAUACCGGUGGUCCCUUCAGUGCCCGUCUUACCUAACCCAAUGUUCGCGUUACCCACCCUGAAUUUCACGGUGGCUCAAGUGGCCGCAGUGUGCGAAACCCUGGAGGAAAGUGGCGAUAUAGAACGUCUUGCGAGGUUCCUGUGGUCUUUGCCGGUGGCGCACCCCAACAUCAGUGAGUUGAACAAGAACGAGGCCGUGCUGAGGGCCAAGGCCAUAGUUUCGUUUCACAGUGGUAAUUUUCGGGAACUGUACAACAUCCUGGAGACGCACAAGUUCACCAAGAGCUCGCACGGCAAGCUGCAGGCUAUGUGGCUGGAGGCGCAUUACCAGGAGGCGGAAAAGCUGAGGGGGAGGUCGUUGGGUCCCGUGGACAAGUAUAGGGUGAGGAAAAAGUUUCCCUUGCCCAGGACUAUUUGGGAUGGCGAGCAGAAGACGCACUGUUUCAAGGAGAGGACCCGUAGCUUGCUUAGAGAGUGGUAUCUCCAGGAUCCUUACCCUAACCCGACGAAAAAGAGGGAGCUGGCCCAAGCUACUGGAUUGACCCCUACCCAGGUCGGAAACUGGUUCAAGAACAGGAGACAGAGGGAUCGCGCCGCCGCCGCUAAGAACAGGAUGCAACAACAACAACUCGCCUCCCAACUGGCCCACCACGGGGGCUCUGCCCGACCGCCCCCCCUCAGCCCGGCCCCGUCCGACAGCGACUCGGACAUCUCCCUGGGCUCGCACACCCCCCCCAGCACCUCCCCCGGCCCCCUGCUCUUCGGCAGGAGCUCCCCCAACCCCAUGACCAGCUUCAGGUUCGGGCCGCACUCGCCCGGUCCCAUGCCGCCCCAGUUCCACUUCGGCGCCCACAAUCCCGGCUUCAGGAUCGACAGGCAGUCGCCCACGCCACCGCCCAGCUUCAGGCUGGACAGGAAGCUGAUGAGCAGCCCCGAGUCCGAGCCCUCCGGGCCCUACCUCAGGCUGCAACGCGACGAGUCGCCCAUAGACGUGGACUCGAACAAGACGCCCAGUCCAGCGCGAGGCGAGAGCCCACCGCCCGCCUCGCUCGCCCGCUCGCCUCCCCCCAUGAACCUCAUCAUGUCCGACAGCGCGCGGAUGGCCCACCCUGAGAACGCCGGUAUCAAGAUUGAGGCCCCCAUGGCCUUGAGGCUUGGUCCUCCGCACCAGAUGCCUUCAGACCACCAGCUUCGGAUCCAAGUCAGCGCGCCUAGCAAGAUCGCCAGCCAUUCCUCCCCCCACAGCACCCUGAUCGGCAUGCCGCACCUCAACGGUGGCAUAGUGAGGAUAGCCGGUCCCCCCACCAACAAUAACAACCCCCAAAACCUCCAUAGACCCUUCUCGCCGCCGAGGCUAACGUGAUACACGCCGCUAGAGUGGAGCGGGCUGUAAAUUUUCGAAUUGUUGCAAUAUUGUACAUUUUUAGGUUAUGUAUCUAUAUAUAUAUAACGGCUUGUGUAAAGUUUUCUGUGUAUAUAUUGUGAUUUAACAGUAAGGAGAACUGACGGUGGCCCACAGGUGAUUUUCAACGAUACCUCUUUCUUUUUCGUCUAGUCAUAGAUUCGUUAAGCUGUAAAUACUUCCUUUUUCAACGGGAAUUCACUCAUUCUAAUCUAUGAUCGACAUAGAUUCAAUCUGAUUGGAUUCCGAAUGGAGAUCUUCUGGAAGAUUCGAAAUUCAUACAUUCUUGGGGCUUAAAUUCAUUCUUAUUUUUUUUCGUUAUGGUAACAUUGAUUGGAUGAAACAAGAAGAAUUUAGCUAUUUCUAUGUAUGCUCUUUUUCUCAUCUAUUCUCGGGGUUUCUAUAUUUUUUUGAACACUUAUGGAGUUUUAAAUGUUACGA